This is a messenger RNA of Ceratotherium simum simum (southern white rhinoceros), 936 nucleotides long. Its product is annotated as olfactory receptor 8K3-like. NCBI's taxonomy places the organism in Eukaryota, Metazoa, Chordata, Mammalia, Perissodactyla, Rhinocerotidae. Gene Ontology annotation, molecular function: olfactory receptor activity; G protein-coupled receptor activity. The record is from RefSeq and is a predicted model, not a curated record. Gene Ontology annotation, biological process: G protein-coupled receptor signaling pathway. Gene Ontology annotation, cellular component: membrane.
AUGGCCUGGAAGGACAAGCACAAUCACACAGUGCUGAAAGAAUUCAUUCUAAUGGGAAUCACAGACCGCCCUGAGCUGCAGGCUCCAUUAUUUGUGCUCUUCCUCAUCAUCUACAUCAUCUCAGUGGUGGGCAACUUGGGCAUGGUCAUCCUCACCAAGAUGGACUCCAGGCUACAAACCCCCAUGUACUUUUUUCUCAGACAUCUGGCGUUCAUUGAUCUUGGUUAUUCAACAGCUGUGGGACCCAAAAUGUUGGUAAAUUUCGUAGUUAAUCAAAAUACAAUCCCCUAUAAUUGGUGUGCUACACAGCUAGCUUUCUUCAUCUUGUUUAUCAUUAGUGAACUUUUCAUUCUGUCAGCAAUGGCAUAUGACCGCUAUGUGGCCAUCUGUAACCCUCUGCUCUACACAGUUAUCAUGUCACACAGGGUAUGUUGGGUGCUGGUAGCAGUCCCCUAUCUCUACAGUGCCUUUGUUUCUCUGAUAACCACCGUAAAGAUUUUUAUUUCCUCCUUCUGUGGCUAUAAUGUCAUUAGUCAUUUCUACUGCGACAGUCUUCCCUUGUUAACUUUGCUGUGCUCAAGCACACGUGAAAUUGAGUUGAUAAUACUGAUCUUCUCAGUAUUUAAUUUAGUUUCAUCUCUUCUGACAGUCCUUGUAUCCUACAUCCUGAUCCUUAAGGCCAUCCUCAGGAUGAACUGUGCAGAGGGUAGGCACAAGGCCUUCUCCACCAGCGGGUCUCACCUGACAGUGGUAGUUGUAUUAUAUGUGACUCUAUCCUUUAUGUACGUGCAGCCCAAGUCCAGUCAUUCCUUUGAUACUGAUAAAAUGGCCUCUGUAUUUUACACUUUGGUAAUACCCAUGCUGAAUCCCAUGAUCUACAGCUUGAGGAACAAAGAGGUAAAAGGUGCCCUUCAUAGGAUAUGGAAAAAUCUGUGA